Messenger RNA from Dreissena polymorpha, 5785 nucleotides. Its product is annotated as afadin-like. Gene Ontology annotation, biological process: signal transduction. Bases 188 to 5785 code for a protein of 1865 amino acids. Gene Ontology annotation, molecular function: protein binding. The transcript is spliced from 24 exons. Lineage: Eukaryota; Metazoa; Mollusca; Bivalvia; Myida; Dreissenidae. The record is from RefSeq and is a predicted model, not a curated record.
CAUGCGCUUUACAUUCCGAAAGAUGGGAGGCCGUUGAAACGGUGUGAACUUAAGCAACAUUCCUACGAUUUGUGUUUACAAUGUCGUCGUACGGAUAGAUUCAAGGAAUAUUGAUUUUAAAUUUGUGAAUUAUUGUUUUAAAUAAAAAGAAGCUGAUUGAUUGUGGAUAUAUGUAAAGUGCGGGAAAAUGGUGAAGUCGGAAGAAAUACGGGACCGUCAAAAACUUGCAAACUUAAUCACUCAGUGGAACUUAGAUCAUUAUGAUUUGUUUGAAUUGAGUCAGCCAAACGAGGGUUUGGAGUUCCAUGGUGUGGUGAGAUUCUAUUUCCAAGAUGAGGACCACAAUGUUGUCACCAAGUGUAUCCGCGUGGCCAGCUCAGCCACCACGAAGGAGGUCGUGGACGUGCUGGUGGAGAAGUUUAGACCUGACAUGCGCAUGCUCACCGCUAAUAGAUACAACCUUUUUGAAGUGCACAUCAAUGGAGAGGAGCGCAAGUUGUUGGAUGACGAGAAGGUCCUGUAUGUGCAGCUCAACUGGGGCAAGGACGUGCGUGAGGGUCGCUUCCUCCUACGCAGAGAGGGCGCCCAAACUGCAUCAGAAAAAGAAAACAACCCAAAUUUUAAACGAAAACUCUCAAAACGUGAGAAAAAAGAGAAAAAGAAAGCAGACAAGGAGCGGCGUAUGAACAAAGAAAACGUUGACAAAAAUGGCGGUGUUGCCCAGCAAUUAUACGAUGACGCACCAGAGUCCAGUUUUACGCGCAGUAUCUCGAACCCAGAGGCAGUCAUGAGGCGACGACGGCAGCAGAAACUAGAGAAAAAGUUACAGCAGUUUCAUGGGCAAAAUGGGCAAGGUGGUACCCUGAAGAUCUAUGGCGAGACAUUGAAGCCUGACAUCCCGUACAAGACGCUACUGCUGUCGACAGCAGACACAGUACAGCACGUGAUCAAGGAGGCCAUGGAGAAGUACGGGGUGGACACGGAGGACACAUCACAGUUCGUACUCGUAGAGGUGCUGGUACCGCCAGGUGAGCGAGAGUACCACGGGGGAACCAUCGGUGAGGAACGCAUCAUGGAGGAUGAUGAGUGUCCCCUGGCCAUUGCCAUGCAGCACCCUCCUAAUAGAGGCAUGCUGAUGUUCCAACUGAAGCGUAAGAAUGCCGACAUGAUCAAGCCCAAGUACAAGCGCCCACGUGCCGUCUCACACGAGGAUCUGCGCACGUCGACACGCGAGCCUGCCACCUCCCAGACACCACCCAGUAAACUGCCCUUCCUAGUGGAACUUAACCUUGAUGGUACAGAAAACUUGAAGGGCAUGGUUCACAGACUCCAUUUUGGCGUAACUGAAGUGGGGCGUGAGAAAUCAGUGUCCCAAAAUGGGCAAUACAUGCAACUGACUGGCCCCAACAUUCAGCCCCGUCACUGCGUGAUAGCGCACACAGGGGGCGUUGUGACAGUGACCCCAAAAACCCGUGACGCUGAGACCUACGUUAACAGCACGCGUAUCGCCGAGACCACGAUGCUGCAGCACGGGAUCAUUGUCCGCUUCGGCAAACACUGCGCCUUCCGCUUCUUUGAUCCGGCUUGGGAGGAGAAGCAGAGAAAAGGACCGGUACCACAGCUUGCACAACUCCAGAGUGCAGCGCCGGGUCCUGGUUUUCAAGGGAGAUCACCCCACGAGACAAACUUUGAUACCGACGGCACCGUGGAGUCUAUGAACAUGCCUCGGGGUCCGAUGGGUCCGAUCCCCCAGCGGCAGGAGAGUAGACAGAGUGCUCACAACAGCAGCAGCGCAAUGGGCAGCUCUGUGCAUGAGGACUUCUCUAGAGGAUCUCCCAGAGAACUUCCUCGAGAUGGGAACAAGUUUGAAGAUGCAUUACCAGCCAGCCUGGAGUUCAGAGAUGAAAGAGAGAACGAUUUUCUAAGUGCCGUGAUUCUGGAGACCAAUCCCUCCCAGACGCAGUUCAAGCUGUCCCCUACCUACACACUGUACCUGGCCAUACGGUUCCGACUGUCCAGCGUCUACCGGCCCGAUUUGAGCCCAUCUGACCGGGCACACAAACUGACCACAGUGGCCAACAAGAUUGCACAGAUGAUACAUCAGGCCAUACAGGACAACCGUGACAACCCAGCAGCACUAGCAUUCUGGAUGGCAAAUGCUUCCGAGGUGCUUCACUUCUUCAAGCAGGACCGAGACAUCCACCCGUUCAGCAUGGAUAGUCAGGAGAUGCUGGCCGAGGCCGUACAGAUGGCCUUCCACCACCUCGUGGUCUGUCUGGAGUACGACCUGCAGAGAACCCUGUCUGCGUUCCUUGACGAGAACGAUGACGAUGGAGUUGUUGAUGACCGGGCGCGUUUCAACCGCAACAAGCCGACAAUGAUCGACAUCCUGGACACACUGUCGUCGGCCAUGAAUCUGCUGCGCCGUUGCCGUGUCAAUGCGGCGCUCACCAUCCAACUGUUUUCUCAACUUUUCCACUUCAUCAACAUGUGGGUCUUCAACAUCCUCGUCACAGAGAAGCGGCUGAAUCUGUGCACACGUGCAUGGGGCGUGCGGCUCAAGCGCAGGCUAGGGCGUGUCGAAGCUUGGGCGCAGAAACAGGGUCUUGAACUGGCGGCUGACUGCCACUUGUGCAGGAUUAUACAGGCUGCCCACCUCCUUCAAGCGCCCAAAAGCAGCCCAGAUGACAUCGCCAACAUCAGCUCGACCUGCUUCAAGCUGAACUCCCUGCAGCUGCGAGAACUUCUGGAACGCUACAUCAACGAGCCCAACGAACCUCCCAUCCCACACAACCUUAUCGACCGUGUGGUGUCUGUUGCUGAGAAUAUGGCCGAUGAUCUGAUACGGUCAGACGGACGGACAGUGCAGCUUGAGGAGGACCAAGACUUGCAGCUGCCUUUCUUGCUGCCGGAGGAUGGCUACUCUUGCGAUUCCAUCAAAGGUGUACCCAAUGGCUUGGGGGAGUUCAUAGAGCCCCUGACACGGCAGGGCCUUUGUAGGAUGUCAAACCAACCCCUCGCUAGCGGCUUUUGGACCGUGUACAUGUCCGGAGAUGAACCCUCCCAGAUUAUAGAGGAGUCACUGUGGGAGAAGGGCCGGAUACCUGAGCCCCAGGGUGGGGACAUGAGGCUCCAGGGGUCAAUCCAGGGGUCACUGCAGUCACCCAAGGAGCCUGAGGUCGUCAAUGUGACCUUCAACAAGGUCAACGGCAGCAUGGGCCUUAGUAUUGUGGCUGCUAAGGGAGACGGGCAGAGUGAUCGGGGGAUCUACAUCAAGUCAGUUGUGCCUGAGGGAGCUGCUGCUAUUGAUGGGAGAUUGCAAGCUGGAGACCAGCUGCUAGAAGUAGAUGGUAAAAGUCUCGUGGGGCUCACACAAGAAAAGGCUGCUGACAUUAUGAAACACACUGGUCACUCUGUGACACUAAAGGUCGCCAAGCAGGGAGCCAUCUACCACGGUCUAGCUCAGCUUCUCAGUCAGCCAUCACCUGUUAUGCAGCGAGCCUCCCCUCAGAAGACACCCACCACCCCCAGCAAGCAGAGACCCGGAGAGGAAGGUCCCCCUCCAUACAACGGCAUGCCCGAGCCAGACCGCCGGGCUGCCAUGCAGAAACCGGACUCCCGAUCACUGCCUCGGGACAUGCGGGCACCUGGAUUGCGAGGCCCGGAUAGCCGGUCUUCCCCGGCACUGAACAGUGAUCCUCCAUUAUCCGCGGUGGAGCGACUGAGGAUGCCUCCAGCUGCCAGAGAUAGCACAGGCCAGUACCCUCCCCCCAAUGGCCACGCAAACCCCCAUUACAACAGACACAAGGGAGACAACAGAGAGCUCAUGGACAAGUCCAAGUCCAUCCCAAACCUGCACAUGGACAACUCAUUCGAUGGUCGUGGUGCUCCUGGCGCCAUACGCCCGGCCCAGAGUGUCAGCGCCUUACAGCAGCAACAGCAACAACAGAGGGUACCUAGCCAGCAUGCUGACUAUUAUAACCAGCCCCACUCCCUAGACGAUUCUCGUAGCCAUGGUAGCCAUGAUUACGAGAACCAGCCUGUGCGGACGCCCCUUGAUGCGGGCAGAGGUUACCCCGGACCUGGAGCCAAUCAGCCAUCGUCUGGUGUUCAGUUCCGGUCGCCUGGUCAACCUGCCCCGGCAACCAUGUCAACCAGACCGACACAACCCCAGAGUUUCGAGAGACCCCAGUCGCAGUAUUUCGCAGGCCAGGACCGGCCCGAUUUCCAGAACGGUCGACCGCGGUCAGAGGAAUUCACACCAGAACGCUUGCAAAACUGGCAGGACCCUGAUCGAAGCAAAGGCUCCCCACACGACAGCUUUGACGGCAGGGGAGCACCCAACUACAGCAAUAUUCGACCCCAGGCCAACUAUGCCAAUCAAGGUGAAAUACGGAAGAUGGACAUGGGAAACCAGCAGCCUAAACAGCCCAACUUCUAUGAGAACACGUACCCCAGACAGCAGGAGCCCACCCCGCCGUUCCAGCAACUGAAGAGACCCCCCAGUGAGAGUGAAAAAGGUCGGCCCCCAACAGCCCCCAAACCAACACCCAAACCCAACCAGCCACUAGUGCAGCCUCUGGAGAUACCUAGGUCUGAAGUGGAUAACAGACAGACUCAGCCACACUUUUACAACCCACAGCUCCGCGACAAGGCCGCCAUGUACCCCAGCUCAUCGUCCCCUAAUGCAUAUAACACAUCCCCGGGCUCCCAUAGUCACUACCAGAACACCAGCUUCUACGAUGGACGUGCGGAUGGUAGCUCUAAGAUGUCGCCUCUACAUGGGGACUUCAGUAAAAAUCCUCACAUGGCCCUGCCAGCCCCCCACGACAUGGCCCCAGAGUUACCACCCCCACCCAACAUGGACGAUAUACAUGACCAGGAUGAGUUGAUGCCCCCCCUGCCCCCACCCCCUGUCAAUGACUACCGACUCGAGCAGAAAAUUAGGGAGGAACAAAACAGAAUGAUGCAACAGCAGCCAUCGGACCCUAGCUACAGCAAUUUACCUCCACAGAACAGCAGAAAACAACCAUUUUCGCAGUCACUCCCUGCACAUUCUGUUGCUUUUUCUCCGACGGGUUACACCCCACCACAGGCUACGGGUUACCAACCAGUGCAGAAGCCUGGUCCCAGUUUCCAGCCUGCCAUUUCGACCGCCUACCCAACACAGCAACCCCAGUCAUUACCCGUGCAGCCCUCGGGAUACAACGCCAGUCAUGACUACCAGAACAUCAACUACCCCAACAACAGGGCCUCGGAGCCCCCUAACUCAGCAACACUUCAAGCGAACACGUACGAAUCCUACGACCCGAGAAAAGCUCCACCUCCAACAUCGUCACAGCAACAACCACAGCAGCCCCGGCCAGUCAUACACCAGCAGAUCAAGGACCAGCGGGAGGCCAUAGUGUCGCCAUGGCAACGAGAGGAACGGGAGAAGCAGCAGCAACAGCAGCAGGAGAGCCUGACCCGAAUACGGGACAUGGAGAUCGAUGACCUCACAUCCCGGCCGCACCGGACCCUCCAGGAGGAGGAGAGGCUGAAGAAGCUGGUGCUGGAGGCGGAGUUUCAGCGCAGGCUGGAGGAGGUACAAGACAGGGACGAUGAGGAGUCCGACGACGACAGAUUUAUGCAAGCCCUGGUGCCCCUCCAGUCCCUGCAGGAGGAUCUGGUGAAGUCUCGUAUGAAGAUCCAGGACUUUGAGCAGAAGAGGCAGUAUGAGGAUGCUGAGAAGGAGAAGGAUCGCAUGCAGAGACUGGAGCGUCGCAUAGAGAUGUUCGGCGUGUGA